AUGGCUCAGGACGCUUUGCAAGAACCCAUCACGAUGACCAGCCGCUUGCCCGGCGACGCCCACUCCUCCCCAUCGCCUUCGCCCUCCCCUGAACCUGUCGCAGGCCCAUCGACCGCCACGCACACCGUGCAGCCUGCUGCGGGUCCAGCCAGAACCGUCAUUCUCACCUCUGUCUCGCCCGUCGACCCUUCGAAGCGACGAGACUUUGAGGCCCGCUUCUACCUCCCUUCCUCCUCGACCCAUGCGACCGCGACGACCCGCUUCCUCGAUCUCCCCGAGUCGUACUUCCAGCCGACGCAAGUCGAGUUGCAACAGGCGUUUGCCGGGCAGGUCAAGAAGCGGGAAGACAUGACGGACAAGCCAUUGAUGACCAAGGCAUUGCGCGAGAGGGAGGAAGCGGCAAAGAACAGAGCCAAGGCGGCGAGGUGGCCUCAUACCCGCAUUCGCAUCCGUUUCCCCGACCGUUCGCAACUCGAAGGCGUCUUUCCCUCGACCGACAAGCUCGUCCACCUGUACGAGUUCGUCCGCCUUGCGCUGCGAGAAGAUGUGCGGGACAUUCAGUUCGUUCUCUAUCAAACGCCCCCUCGAACCGAGUACCGGCGCGGCGACCCCGCCUACAAGGGCAAGAACCUGAUGGACCUGCAGUUCACUCCCUCGACCGCUCUCUACAUCAAGUUUGAAGCGCCUUCUCCCCCUUCCGCCACCUCCGCAAUUCCUUCCGGCAUCUCCAUCGACGACCUCAACGCGACAACGUCACUUCCUCCGCCUCUCACGCCCGACCUCCUCGCCGCAGGAGGCGAACUCCCCCUCCCUCCGUCGUUCCUGCCCGGCGACGAGUCCCCUUCAGGAGCUCCAUCAGGCGAGAGCGAGGAGGCACGGAAGAAGCGGGAGAAGGAGGAGAAGAUGAAGCGCUUGCUCGGGAAAGGACUAGGGAUGGGCGGGUCGAAAGGGUCGGUCAAGCCGUCGUGGCUCAAGAUUGGCAAGGAUGCUCAUAAGUAG
Messenger RNA from Rhodotorula toruloides NP11, 999 nucleotides. RefSeq names its product tether containing UBX domain for GLUT4. The transcript is spliced from 4 exons. Gene Ontology annotation, molecular function: protein binding. Bases 1 to 999 code for a protein of 332 amino acids. The record is from RefSeq and is a predicted model, not a curated record. NCBI's taxonomy places the organism in Eukaryota, Fungi, Basidiomycota, Microbotryomycetes, Sporidiobolales, Sporidiobolaceae.